CGCAGUGCCGAACUUCCGUCCACCACCAACUCACGUUGCGACCACCCGGUCGCCACGAUGAUCUGGAUCGACUGACCUCGGGUGGGAUGUCUAGUGUUCGAGUAAGAUGUCUCUCGUCUCCUGCUCCUUUAUAGCUGCCGGCGGCGGCGUGGGCGACGCGUGCCUACCUCCGUUCCUCCCUUUGUUCUCCUCUGGCCAGCACUCUUGUCCUCCCCCUACCACAAGCCUCGCCGCCAACCUUACACUCCAGCGCAAUGAAUCACGUUCUCACCGUCAUAUAUGCUAUCCUGGAUGCGUUGACGAUGAGCAGCAUCAUGGCUCACGCAUCCCCUCUGGCAACAUUCGCGGCUUACGCACCUGAACCAGUACAGGUACCCGCUAUACCCGCCUGCGCCACCCGGUGCCUCCUCCCUGCCAUCAGCGACAGCGCCUGUGACCCCAGUGCCGUCUCGUGCUUCUGCAGCAGCGACGACAUACCCGCCAAGAUUGGGAACUGUAUACUGGACCGUUGCUCGGAUGCGAAAGAUAUAUCGAGCGCGUUGCUUUCUUUGCCUGAUUGCCGUACCGCCGACCUCCCUCAAAAACCUGCCGAGUCUUGGUUGAUUGCAGGGAUCUUGGACUUGGAGGAUAUGAGGGCACAUGAGGGGCAGAUGGUCAUGAGCGUGCCGCGUUUAUAGCGGAUGCACGCGCUUUCGGAACAUUGGACUCGUGAGUGAGAUGUGAUUUUAGUGUACACUAGGGCAAUGCAAGGGUCAUCAACACA
This is a messenger RNA of Schizophyllum commune H4-8, 763 nucleotides long. RefSeq lists its product as uncharacterized. The transcript is spliced from 3 exons. NCBI's taxonomy places the organism in Eukaryota, Fungi, Basidiomycota, Agaricomycetes, Agaricales, Schizophyllaceae. The record is from RefSeq and is a predicted model, not a curated record. Bases 255 to 677 code for a protein of 140 amino acids.